Messenger RNA from Coregonus sp. 'balchen', 11084 nucleotides. Lineage: Eukaryota; Metazoa; Chordata; Actinopteri; Salmoniformes; Salmonidae. The record is from the annotation of a GenBank genome assembly.
AAACAGUAGAGAAGAAGUAGAACCGAAAGAAACGGGACAGCUCGAAGAGUGAGGUGGUAUUUCUUAUUUUUAAUACAUUUUGCGUACAGUGUAUGUCACAGUUGAGUAAAUUGACUGUUAUCUUUAUUUAGUCGUGUCUUCUCUCAGUGGCGUCUCAUUAACUGACUACGUAGUUUCAUUAGUAGAAGAAGCCAGGGGAAAAUACUAGCUCAGCGACCCAAGGUGAGUUUUGUCCGCUUUUAAAGUUUAUUUUAAGUUCUUAUCCAUUACAACAGUCAAAUGUUGUAUUACUGUUGAAUUACAAGUUGAUUUAACAUGGUGUAAACAUUUUUUGCAUAGUAUUUGCGAUAACAAAAGUACAGAGUAAGCUAUUCUGCCAGCAGCACAAAUGAUGACGUCACGGUUAUGCUUAUUCAAAAAUAAAAGUCCGCAGUUCAACACAUCAAUUAUCAUUAGCUGAUUAAACAGAUACAGAAUUUUUAUCAAUGGCCAAUGUUCUACCUGUCUCCGCUAAAGUGGGGUGGGAAAUACACUACAGUUGGGUCUGUGGAAUCUAUAUAUGGUGUUAUUUCAUGGGGGACUGUGGUCUAAUGCCGCAUUCACGUUAUGUCAAAUUAAUGUAAGAUAUUUGCGUAAAGCUUCCUAUUGCUUGAUUCUGAUACUUCUCAAGUGGGUAACUCGAGUUUCAGACGUCACGUGAAUGUGGCAUAAUUACCCAGGAGCACUUUAUACUCCACCCAUUCCAUUGGCCACAACUCAGUAGGGUCUGUAAAAACCACAGCAUCACUUUAUGUAAGGCAGGGUUUCCAACUGCCGGCCCACGGGCCGAAUUUGGCCCGAGGGUGGUUUUAUUUGGCCCCACAAGUUUUCUGAGCUUUUAGUUUGUUUAAUUUUAAAUGUUGGACAUAAAAAAACUGUGAAAACACCAGGAAAUCAGCUCCAAAUGAUUUUAAUUUAAAUCUGUUCCCAAGUAUUUCCACGCAUAGUAGAGAGACGUGAUCAUAUACAAAUGUAAGCAAGGUUUGAAAUUAUGUUUUAGUCAAAUAUAUCGGUUUAGGCUUCUUGCGGUCAAUCUAGUUGGUGAUCCCUGAUGUAAGGUCUUUAUACUAAUCAAAUAUAUUUUGUUUUUCAGGGGGGCUUUGUCAAAUGGCUGGUUAUUACUCAGUCUGUCUUGUUAUAGACAUGCAUUUAAUCCUGCAUGUUAUAUUAAUUCCAAAACAAUAAAUUAAUUUACUAUUGUGUUAAAUCUCAGUUAGAAAAACAAAGCAUUCUAAAAAAAUUUAAAUAAUGUUUUGCUUCCAGUGUGAAUUAAAAGGCCAUUCCAUGCUAGACUUUCAUGCACUCUUGCCUUGCCCUAAUGGAGGUGCCAAAUACUGAUUAUUAGCAGGUGAUUAGUUGAGAACUGCUUCAAAGACACAAUGAUGGACUGGCAUUAAUCUGACCUAGAUUAAUCUAAUGGGGAUGAGCUGGCUGCACCUUUACACAUUUAAAUCAGCCCGAGGGCAGCCUUGACAUGUCCCAAAAAAUGCAUCAGGUCAAUCGCUUGGCCUAACAAAUAAAAUAUAUUUUUGGCAGUAUCCCAGUAAAAUCAUGUUGCUAUAGAUUCACCCCAGCCUUCCAGUGAUUUUCUUGAGCCCACCUUGGUCGCAAUCAAAAGGUUUGCCUCUUGUACUUGGUUUUGGACUUUAAUGGAUCAUAUAGCCCAUCUAUAUGUAUCCCAUGUACAGUGUAUUGCAGUGGAGGGGGUGGAGAAUGAAGUGCUGCUGGAUAUUUACAAGAGCUGGGAAUUGCCAGGGACCUCACAAUACGAUAUUAUCGCAAUACUAUAUGUAUUGUGAUUCUCACGAUUCUAUAUGUAUUGCGAUUCAAUACUGUGAUUUGAUUGCCAUUCGAUGUUCCAAACAUAUUGCUCACCGUAUGUCUGCUGCAGAGGGACGAGAGAGACAUGAGAAAACGAGUUUUGAUUUUCUCUCUACAACCCAAUAUUUAUCCCAUAUACAGUGUAUUGUAUUGGGGGCUAUGGAGGGGGUGGAGAAAUAAGUGCUGCUGGUUAUGUACGACACAGUCCCAUUAAAAAACGUUACAUAUUUCAUAAGUAGAGACCCUACUGAGGGAAGUUUUUAUUUUUUCUCUACAAGCCAAUAAGUAUCCCAUAUACAGUGUAUUGCAUUGCAGUGAAUGGAGUGGGUAGAAUCACCAGCAUGCCGUAUUAAACCCGUUGCCCAGCACAAGAGACCAAGACGAUUGAGUAAUUCCAAUAACAUGUAUUUGAUUAAAAGUGUAUUUCUUUAAAUAUAGUCUACACAAACACUUUCAACUUAUCAGUAUGUGUGUAAACUUUCAAAAGAAAUGCUGGUAUAAAUAAUACAAUAUUAAAAAUAAAAGUAUGUCAAAUUAUCAAUUUUAUUUUUUCAAAGGUGAUGGCAAUGCUGUGAAAAACAGUUGUACUGCACUAGUGCAAAAAAAUAAUAUUCCCAAAGUUUAGCAUGUCUUUGAAGGAAAAUAAAUCUGCAUCUGUGCUGCCAGCAUAAUAUCCUGCUGCUAGCAGAAACCUUGCCACUUCGUUGCUACUGGUGUUGAGGCUGAAAGACAUAAACUCAGCAAAAAAAUAAAGGUCCCUUUUUCAGGACCCUGUCUUUCAAAUAUAAUUCGUAAAAAUCAAAAUAACUUCACAGAUCUCCUGUGGAAUGGUUGUUAAGACACUAACAGCUUACAGACAGUAGGCAAUUAAGGUCACAGUUAUGAAAACUUAGGACACUAAAGAGGCCUUUCUACUGACUCUGAAAAACACCAAAAGAAAGAUGCCCAGGGUCCCUGCUCAUCUGCGUGAAUGUGCCUUAGGCAUGCUGCAAGGAGGCAUGAGGACUGCAGAUGUGGCCAGGGCCAUAAAUUGUAAUGUCCGUACUGUGAGACGCCUAAGGCAGCGCUACAGGGAGACAGGACGGACAGCUGAUCAUCCUCGCAGUGGCAGACCACGUGUAACAACACCUGCACAGGAUCGGUACAUCCGAACAUCACACCUGCGGGACAGGCACAGGAUGUCAACAACAACUGCACGAGUUACACCAGGAACGCACAAUCCCUCCAUCAGUGCUCAGACUGUCCGCAAUAGGCUGAGAGAGGCUGGACUGAGGGAUUGUAGGCCUGUUGUAAGGCAGGUCCUCACCAGACAUCACCGGCAACAAUGUCGCCUAUGGGCACAAACCCACCGUCGCUGGACCAGACAGGACUGGCAAAAAGGGCUCUUCACUGACGAGUUGUGGUUUUGUUUCAUCAGGGGUGAUGGUCGGAUUCGUGUUUAUCGUCGAAGGAAUGAGCGUUACACCGAGGCCUGUACUCUGGAGUGGGAUCGAUUUGGAGGUGGAGGGUCCGUCAUGGUCUGGGGCGGUGUGUCACAGCAUCAUCGGACUGAGCUUGUUGUCAUUACAGGCAAUCCCAACGCUGUACGUUACAGGGAAGACAUCCUCCUCCCUCAUGUGGUACCCUUCCUGCAGGCUCAUCCUGACAUGACCCUCCAGCAUGACAAUGCCAGCAGCCAUACUGCUCGUUCCGUGCAUGAUUUCCUGCAAGACAGGAAUGUCAGUGUUCUGCCAUGGCCAGCGAAGAGCCCGGAUCUCAAUCCCAUUGAGCACAUCUGGGAUCGGAGGGUGAGGGCUAGGGCCAUUCCCCCCAGUAAUGUCAGGGAACGUGCAGGUGCCUUGGUGGAAGAGUGGGGUAACAUCUCACAGCAAGAACUGGCAAAUCUGGUGCAGUCCAUGAGGAGGAGAUAUGCACUGCAGUACUUAAUGCAGCUGGUGGCCACACCAGAUACUGACUGUUACUUUUGAUUUUGAACUCUCCUUUGUUCAGGGACAAAUUAUUCAAUUUCUGUUCGUCACAUGUCAGUUGUUGAAUCUUGUUAGGUUCAUACAAAUAUUUACACAUGUUAAGUUUGCUGAAAAUAAAUGCAGUUGACAGUGAGAGGACGUUUCUUUUUUUUGCUGAGUUUAUGUACAAAUAGUUUGGCCUGCAGCAUCCCACCCUGCAUCCCACUGCUGGCUUGCCUCUGAAGCUAAGCAACGUUGGUCCUGGUCGGUCCCUGGAUGGGAGACCAGAUGCUGCUGGAAGUGGUGUUGGAGGGCCAGUAGGAGGCACUCUUUCCUCUGGUCUAAGGAGAUCCUAAUGCCCCAGGGCAGUGAUUGGGGACAUUGCCCUGUGUAGGAUGCCGUCUUUUGGAUGGGACGUUAAACGGGUGUCCUGACUGUCUGUGGUAAAUAAAGAUUCCAUGGCACUUACCGUAAGAGUAGGGGUGUUAACGCCGGUGUCCUGGCCAAAUUCUCAAUCUGGCCCUCAUACCAUCGUGGCCACCUAAUAAUCCCCAGCUUCCAAUUGGCUCAUUCAUCUGUCUCUUCCCCCUGUAACUAUUCCCCAGGUGGUUGCUGUAAAUGACAAUCUGUUAUCAGUCAACUUGCCUGGUAAAAUAAAACAAUCUAUGACUAGGAAAAAACUCAUCAGGUAAAAACACAUGUUGACAUCCUAUCUAUAAAACAAUAUGAACUCGCUGAGCUCACAUCCAGUCACUCACCUCCCCUUCAUUCAUUCAUUCAUUCAUCCAUCCUUCACUCAUGACUGUGGCCUGUGAGUUUCUCAUCCUGUCAUCCAGGAGUUAUAUAGAGGCUGUUCACUUCUCAUAGCCUUUUAGGAAGCCUUCCUCCUGGGCAUCUCCUCAUACCUGACCCAGCAAUAAUGGACCAACAUGUUGGCUAUAAGCCUCCUCUCCUCUCCUCCCCCCUCUCUCUCUCUCGCUCUCUCAUAGCCCUGUGCAAGUGGAUGUUGCUGUCUGGUCGGGGGAUCCAGUGUGUGUGAUGGACCUGCACCUGCUGUCCCGUAUUGAUGAGGAGCUGGACUCCUCUGAGGUGGCUGCCCUGUGCUUCCUGUGCAGAGAUGUGCUCAACAGGAAACGCCUGGAGACGGUGAGGGAUAGGGAUCACAUAUAGAGGGCUAAAAUAGAGAUGAAUGGCCAAUCCUAACCUAAUUCUCUGAAAUUAUUUGAUAAUAGGUAUUAGGAAUGUGGUAAUAGCGCAUCCUAGCCCUCAAGCAGACUAUGUAGUUAGUUUAUGCAAUCCUUUAUCUGUGCAAUCCUUUCAGAUGUUACAAGUGCCGAAUGGAAACUGGUGAAAGGUGUAACCAAAACCAUAAAUUGAAUUUGAUUUGAAAAAUACAACAGAAUGUACAUUGGAUCCCCAGAGCAUAGCACUUAAAAGCUUGAAUUAAAACACUUGUUUUCAAAGUGGUCCAUGGCUAUAGAGAGUUUCCUAUCAUCCGUCCAUUCCUUUUAUAUCAGUGAAGGGGAGUGUGCAAGUGUAGAGAAUUGGAACCUAGCCCCUGUCUAAUCCUUCGUGGUCUGGCUUCAGGUGCAGGAUGGGCGUGACCUGUUCCUGAGGUUGCAGGAGAAAAGCCUGCUGGAGGACCACUACUUCCUGUCCCAACUCCUCAAUGUCAUUGGUCGACUGGACCUGCUCCGCCUCCUGGAGACGGACAGCAGACAGCCGGAGCAAACGGCCCACACCCAGACAGACGCAUGCCCUGCCCUCUCACAGUACAGGUAAGCACAGAGGUGUGUGUGUGUGUGACUGCAUUCUCACAACAAUGGACCACAUAGAACAGCAACACUGAACGGUCAUUCUGGUAAUUCACUGGUUGCAUUACGUCUUUUUCUCUCUCUCUCUCUCUCUCUCUCUCUCUCUCUCUCUCUCUCUCUCUCUCUCUCUCUCUCUCUCUCUCUCUCUCUCUCUCUCUCUCUCUCUCUCUCUCUCUCUCUCUCUCUCUCUCAGGAGGAUGUUGUAUAAAGUCUCAGAAGAUGUAACUCAGGAGAAUCUCACCAAGAUUAAGUUUUUGCUGAGCAACAAACUGCCCAGAGGACGACUGGAUCUCUGCACUGUAAGAACACCUACAUGCUCACAUGCACACACUCGGGCACGGUCCGACCUAGCCCGAGCCCCACCUGAACCCAACCCCUACCCAAGUCCGACAUCAUCACAUAAAUGAAAUGAGGCCGAACUCGAUUUUUAGAAUAUAUAAUGUUGCCAUUUCACCAGUAGGCUAUAUUGACUGUUGAGAACAAUGCAGUUGAGCAGAGUGAGAAGACGAGGAAGCAUCUUUUCUAAGAAAAGUGAGUAGGCCUAGAAAACUCACCUUAGUUAUGAUCAACAACUGUUGAUUGUGUCUUGACUUUAUAAAACAUCCAUAGCUUUAGAAAUUAGACAGAUCUUGCUGCUGUUUCCCGUUUUCGAGUGUUUGUUUAAUACUGAUUACGUAAUCCGAACCGAUAUCCAAGCCACACGCAACCACAACAUGGACAAAGCAAUUGCAUUUUAUGAAUGUGACUGUUGUUGCUAUGCUGUAAUAAAGGCUUUACAACUUGAUUUCUCUGGGAUUUCAAAACAUUUGUUUAGUGUUUACAUUGAUCCAAACAGUCAAUAAACACCAACCUUUUAAUCUACCAACACCUGUUUAGCACAGAAUAUGCACACAGUGUGCGCUCCUCUUCCUCCUCCUUCUUGGUCUUGUAUUUUUUCUUAUCAUUAUUGCUAUUAUUAUUAUCAUUAUAAUAAUAAGUAUUACUUUUUUAUAAUUACUAGGCCUAGUAUGCUAGUAGCCUUGCAUAAUCUAUCUAUCCGCCAUUGAGCACCAUGAGAGCUUGUCUUGUUAUAGUCGUCUUUAAAGUCACUUAGGCCUACUUCAUUGUAUCUCAAUCAAUCAUUCAUUCAUGUCACACAGCAUGAUUCAUGCGUCUAAAAAUGAUAAAGCAUUUUCUUUUGAAAAUAAAAUAAAAGAGCCUAGAAUAAUUCAACAAUAAACAAAUACAGCAAAACUUGAAUUAAACUCAGUCUCAAAUAGCCGCCUGUCCUUUUUUAACAGCUGGACAACGGCGCACAUUUCAGCAAAUAAACGCGUGUUUCAAAUAAACGCCAGGUCUAAAUGAGUUGCUUACGAGGUUGACCUUGAAUUACCAUGAAUUGUUUACGAGGUUUAAUGUUUGAUUUGUUACAUUAAAUAAUUCAGUAAUGACUUGACAAAAUGAUGUCAAUCAUCCGUUUUUAUCGGCAGUGAGAAACAGCUAGCCAUUGGCUCCUAACAGCUGAGAACUGCUAGCUAACUGGCAAGCAAAAAUAUAGUCAACAACUUCGGGAGUACAGACCCCCAGAAACUGUCCGAUCGCCAUCUAGUGGCGAAAGUAAUAACCUUUUUCAUAGAGACAUACUAAGACAAAAUAAAUGUGACACAGUGUGUAAAUGAUAACACAUUAGUGCAGGAAAUGAAGACAUUUAUUAAAAUGCUGGAAGUGAAUGCUAGAAUGAAACAAUUAACUAUGUAAAUGAGCAAAAGCUGUGUGCAUUAAGGAAAUGGACGCCUGGCUCAAAUAGAAGCCUAUCUCCAAUAAGCGCCUGUUGUGUUCAGUGAUUUAAGCAAAUAAAUACUGGACUACUAAUUGAGUUUUACGGUAAGUAGAUUUUCUGCCUAACAUCCACCAUUUUAAUAAUCGCUCAAAAGCGCCAUGUUGUGGAUGCAUGUUUUAUUCUGAAAUAACUGCAUCAAGCCUAGGCCUGAUUUAGGAAAACAUUUGGAUCAGUUAUGGGUCUCCUUUCAAUAGUUUACAAGGUCCAGAAAGGCCCAUUAGCGGUGCAGUCAUAGGGUGUAUAUUUGUUAGAAUGUAUCGGCUUCUCCUGAUUCUGAGAUGCGCUGCCUGUCUUGGUCUUGUGGAUCAUCAUUCUCCCGAGUGCGCUCCAGCUUUUUUGCAUCGCAAUUUGAAACGUUUAAUUGAUCAGAUAAAUAUGUUGAAUCAUUGCCACAUUUCUCUGGCCCAGCCAAUAUUGAAAUCCUGGUGCUGCAGCUGCUGCUGAGAGCAGUAGUAAAAUGUGUGCUAGACUUGCAGUCUUUUUUUACACAGUGGGGCAAGCCCGAACCCGGCCCAAAUCAAUUCUCAGAAAUUCAGGCCCAGCCCGUUAAAAGCCCGUCAGGCCCCGUCGAGUUCAGGCUGAAAAUGGGAGCUCUAUGGCUGCGUUUACAUAGGCAGCCCAAUUCUGAUAUUUUUUUUUACUAAUUGGUAUUUUACCAAUCAGAUCAGCUCUUUUGACCAUGUAGCCUAACACACACACACAAUUACACUCUCUCUCUCCUUCCCUCUCUCUUUCGCGCUCUUUCUGUCUCUAUCUCUCUCCCCCCCUCCCCAUAGACUGCCCUGGAGGUGCUGUGUGAGAUGGAGAGGCAGGGGCUGCUGACAGAGGACAGACUGGACGAGCUACAGAUGACACUGGAGGAGUGUGAUACACAGCUGGCCCACACAGUACGGCAGCAUAGAGGAGGUACAUAUUGACGCACGCAUACACACACACACCUGGCUAGCAGGGACAAGUCACUCUCACUGUUCACUCUUCCCUCUCUCACAUCACUCUCUCUCACUGACUGAUAGUUCAGUAUUUAUGCAGUAUAUAAAAAUAUAUAUAUAUUUUAUUUUCAUGUGGUUGCUGUUUUUCAGCAAGGGGCAGUCUGUCACGGCAGGAGUACACUGUUCAGCCAAUCAGCAACCAGGAACAGCAACCAAGCACCUCCCACUGCUUCAGCAUGGAGCAGAGGGCCCCCAGCCCCCCUCUGUUACUACAGAGCCUGUCUAUAUCAGAGACACAGCCCAGCCGUAAGAAACACACACACACAUAUAUACACACGCGCGCGCGCACACACACACGUAGUUAAAGUGUGUUCUUGUCCUAUGUCCAUAGGUGAGCGUGGGCAAAGCGUGAGUGUGUACUCAGAUUCAGGGAUGGAACCUCAGCCUGGGUCUGGGCCUGACCAGGUAACCACUUCAACGAUGCAACUUUGGAACACCUCUUGGGUUAGACAGUAGGGUAGACUUUUGACACCAGUUUAUUUUUGUCCAUGGUGGUAACUCUAGUGUGUGUGUGUGUGUGUGUGUGCCCAACAGAUGGAGCGCUAUUCCAUGACCCAUAAACCUCGGGGGACCUGCUUAAUCAUCAAUAACCACCACUUCAUAAGAUUUUCAGAUCUGACAGACAGAACCGGAACUGAGCAGGACGAGAGUAGGCAUCCUCGCUCAUUGGUUGAUAUUAUGAGCCUGAUCUCAUUCAGUGAGGCCCAUUGGCCAACCUGGAUUUUUAAUUCUCCCAUCUCUCUGUCUCUCUCUGUGUCUGCAUGUCCGUCUGUCUCUUGCUCUGUGUGUGUGUCUCUCUGUCUCUGUCUCUCUGUGUGUAGAGGCUCUGAAUACGGUGUUCUCCAAUUUGGGGUUUAGGGUGGAAGUGGGUAGCGACAUGACAAAGAAGACCAUGUUGGAGGCAGUACAGGAGCUUGGAAUGCGGAGUCACUUACAGGCAGACGCUCUGGUGAGUAGUGAGGUCAUAAUUCUCCAGUCUCUUCAGGAGGUACAGUAGCUCUACUCUUGAAGCCCAAUUGGACUCCAAUGAAUGAAAGUAGAUUAAACUAUUGUAAUCCCUGUGUCUGGUCCUAGGUGGUGUGUGUGCUGUCCCAUGGGGAGAAGGGGUGUGUGUUUGGAACAGAUGGAGAGGAGGUGCCCAUUCGCUCCCUCACACAACCCUUCACCAGCGAGCAGUGCCCUUCUCUGGUUGGCAAACCCAAACUGUUCUUCAUCCAGGCCUGCCAAGGAAAGGGCUUCCAGCGAGGGUCACCAUUACCCCCCCCCAGUAGGCGACAGGGGCAGUAUGAGGCAGACGCCACCGAAUCCGUCCCCUGCUAUGCAGACUUCCUGAUCGGUAUGGCAACAGUGGAAGAGUGCAAGUCAUUCCGAAACACUAAGGAUGGUUCCAUCUACAUCCAGGAGCUCUGCAAACAGCUGGACUGGGGAGCGGACAGGUGAAUUAGAGGGGAAUGGGGUUAGUAGGUCUGGCAUUAACCAUAGAGAUGUAUAAAGAUCAUUACAAAGAAAUAAGAGGUUGCCAUUGAGGGAUUCCACCAUUUUAAAGGCCCAAUGCAGACUUUUGUAUAUCAAUAUCAAAUAAUUUCUGGGUAACAAUUAAGUACCUCACUGUAUAAGUUUUUCAUUAAAAUUGACAAAAAAUUGCUUUUUUAGCAGAAAAGUAUUUCUCAAGCAAGAAUUGUGCUAGGACUGUCUGGGAGUGGUCUGAGUGGGGAGGGGAAAACUGAAAACUAGCUCUUACUGGGAGAGAGGUUUGGAACUCUCUUUGUUAUUGGUCUAUUAACCAAUUGACCGCCUUGUGAUGUCACCAGGAAAGCCGAAACUUAAUUUUGACUACACUGGGCCUUUUAAAUAGUCAACUGGGUGGGAAUUCAAUGGGUUGGGAGCGAUUAGCCAAUGAUCAGACCAUUGUAGUCUUCUUCAAAUUGGUUUGAAUUCCCACCCAGUUGACUAUUACUCCUAGUGCCACUAGAGAUCCUGGUUCGAAUCCAGGCUCUGUCGCAGCCGGCCGCGACCGGGAGACUCAUGGGCGGCGCACAAUUGGCCCAGCGUCGUCCACGGUAGGGGAGGGAAUGGCCGGCAGGGAUGUAGCUCAGUUGAUAGAGCAUGGCGUUUGCAAAGCCAGGGUUGUGGGUUCGUUUCCCACGGGGGGCCAGUAUAAAAAAAUAUGUAUUCACUAACUGUAAGUCGCUCUGGAUAAGAGCGUCUGCUAAAUGACUAAAAUGUAAAUGUAAAAUGUUUGCCUAGUUUGUAAAUGGCUUUAUGCUAUGUGACCGCCAUCUAGUGGCCACAAAGGAAUUACACACACUAUUUGGUUCAAGAUUCCAGCACUGCAGGUGGCGGUAUGUCACAAAUACAAGCUUUACACUUUUUUCAGACAUCAGAAGAAAAAAAAGGACUCUUUUAAAAUGGAGAUGAUGCUGCCUUUGCGGUCACAGACGCCAUAAUGGCAGAUAAAAUGUUGCGGUCUCUAUAUAUCUCAACAGGUGAGAGCUGUAUUGUGAUGUGUAUUUCCUGUUUCCUCUGUAGUGGGGAGGAUAUGCUGUCGGUGCUGACGCGUGUGAAUCGUGAGGUCAGCAGAGGAGUGUUUAAAGACUCCAAACAGAUGCCCGAGCCCAAGUACACCCUCACCAAGAAACUCUUCCUCUCCUACCUC